CCCACUUCCGGUAACGUGACCUCUCACCUGACUGAAGGGUAGUGACUAAAUCGUAUUCUCCACGGCCUGUGACAGUAUCACGUGAUAUUGUACAAUCACGUGGCUGUGUAGCGUCUGAUCUGCUCUUGUGUGGCGUUAACCAGGAUCUGCCAGUUCUCAGCUGGUUGGAUGAUCUAGAGAUGUCUUCUCGAGGAUUUCAAACAGUCAUAAAGGGGGAAGCCUCUGAGACCGAUGAUGAAGAAGAGAUGUAUGUGACUUCUGUCCCCUCUAGGUCGUUCUCUGGUACAUGCGGUGUAAAAAUCCAAGGAGAAGCUUCAGAGACUGACGAAGACGAUGAUGAAGGUGUUGAGAAAAAUAAGGCUCCUUCCAAGAGUUUAGAGAAGGACCUUCCUCCUCUAGUAGUCAUCAGAAAUGAUGGAGAAGGUUCUCCAGUUGGUUUUGAAGAAAAGCCUAUAGUCAAUAUACAGCAGCCUGGACGCUACAGCACAUUACUGCAGCAGAAACUCUUGGAAAGCAAUGCUCGUCUUUACCAUGACGUCAACAACACCAUCCGGCAAGUCUACCAUACGACCACUAACGAGAUCCGGACGCUGACCGGUCAACUGAGCAACUCCCAGAAUGGGAUCAUUAAUGCGUCCCACAACAUUCGACUCGCCCUGGAGGACUUGAAAGGGGUGUCUGAGAAGAUCGACAUAAUAACCAGCUGUAACUUACUUCCCGAUAUAAGGAUCUAAGGACUUAAACUAACCUGCUCUUGUGCUUACA
Messenger RNA from Bufo bufo (common toad), 765 nucleotides. It is a transcript of the gene BLOC1S3, whose product is annotated as biogenesis of lysosomal organelles complex 1 subunit 3. NCBI's taxonomy places the organism in Eukaryota, Metazoa, Chordata, Amphibia, Anura, Bufonidae. Gene Ontology annotation, cellular component: BLOC-1 complex. The record is from RefSeq and is a predicted model, not a curated record. Bases 180 to 734 code for a protein of 184 amino acids. The transcript has 2 exons.